AUGUCUUUGGAAAAAGAUACUAUUUCACAAUCAAAUUCAGCUGUUACUCAUUCAAUUUUAGAUGAAAAAUUUAAUCCAAGAAAUUAUGAUCAUCUAUGUGAAUUAGCUGAAUAUAUUCUUGAAAUUGGUAAAUUACCUAAAAAACCAAUUAUUGGUAUAAUAUGUGGAUCAGGAUUAGGAGAUAUUGCUGAGAUAUUAACUGAAAAAAUUACAAUACCAUAUUCAAAAAUACCUGGAUUUCCAACAACAAAAGUACCAGGACAUAAAGGUAAUUUAGUUUUUGGUAAUAUGGGAAAUAAAUAUGUUGCAUGUUUACAAGGACGUUUUCAUGCUUAUGAACAUGAUAUGAAUAUGGCUUUAUGUACAACACCAGUUAGAAUUCUUUCAUUACUUGGAUGUAAAGGAAUUAUUGUGUCUAAUGCAGCUGGUGGUAUACCAGAUAAAGUUACAUAUGGUGAUUUAAUGCUUGUAAAAGAUCAUAUUUUUAUGCCAGGAUUAGCUGGAAUGUCUCCAUUAGUUGGUAUUAGUGAUAAAAGAUUUGGUCCAACAUUUGUUUCAGUUCAUGAUGCUUAUGAUAGAGAAUUUCGUUCAAUCGCAAAAAAUGUUGCCAAAAAAAUUAAUUUAAAUUUAAAAGAAGGAAUUCUUGUUAUGAGUGGUGGACCACAAUAUGAAACACCUUCUGAAGUACGCUUAUAUCAAACUCUAGGUGCUAAUGCUCUUGGAAUGUCAACAGCUCAUGAAAUAACUGUUGCCAGACAAUGCGGUUUACGAUGCCUUGCAUUUUCAUUAAUUACAAAUAUAUGUAAUUUAGAAGUUGAUACUGCAGUCGAAGUUUGUCAUGAAGAAGUUUUAGAAAUGUCUAAAAAAGCAGGAGAAGUAGCCUGUAAAUUUGUCUAUGAAAUUGUUAAUGAUUUAGUUCUCUAA
Messenger RNA from Strongyloides ratti, 924 nucleotides. RefSeq names its product Purine nucleoside phosphorylase. Gene Ontology annotation, biological process: nucleoside metabolic process. Gene Ontology annotation, molecular function: purine-nucleoside phosphorylase activity. The coding region runs from base 1 to 924 and encodes 307 amino acids. Gene Ontology annotation, cellular component: cytoplasm. The record is from RefSeq and is a predicted model, not a curated record. NCBI's taxonomy places the organism in Eukaryota, Metazoa, Nematoda, Chromadorea, Rhabditida, Strongyloididae. The transcript has 2 exons.